Molecule: messenger RNA, 2523 nt
Organism: Bombina bombina (fire-bellied toad)
Lineage: Eukaryota; Metazoa; Chordata; Amphibia; Anura; Bombinatoridae
Product: putative nuclease HARBI1
Exons: 6
Coding region: 120-1904 (594 amino acids)
Biological process (GO): regulation of DNA-templated transcription
Source: RefSeq, a predicted model, not a curated record
AAGCUUUUUUCUUUUUUUUAAAUCAACUUUAAUGUAGCAAACAACCUAUAGACAAUCAUUCUGAAAACGAAACAUUUUGCAGCUUCCUUGUUCUUCUUAAUGUGCACUCACAGUGGUUUAUGCUGAUUGUCAUUUAUAAGGUAACCACUGUGAGUACAAGAAAUGUUUCGUUCUCAGAAUGGUUGUUUGUUACAUUAAAGUUGAUUAAAAAAAAAAAAAGCUUUGAGUGGAGGUCACGUUUCCUGUCUAGAGUGGAGCUCCAGUCUGCAGCUAGAUCCUUCUCACGCUCAGUGGUUAUUACGGAACAGAUGGCGUUUGAUGAAGUUGCGGUUUACUUCUCGGAGGACGAGUGGGACACGUUAAAUGAUGAACAAAAAGCGCUGUAUAAGGAAGUGAUGCUGGAAAAUUACUGCGCCCUCCUGGCUCUAGGACUUGUUCAUGUGAAGCCUACAGUUAUAUCAAAGAUAGAGAAAGCGGAAGAGCCAUUUGUAAGCAGUGGCCAGGAGGAAACGCCUGCAAAACCAUGUAAAUUACCGUUUGACAUUGCAAGCAGGAGACAGGCCUUGGUAGAAGUACAGCAGCCAAGUGGCCAUGGAGUGACACAGCCCAAGACACAAGUCCCCAGUGUGUUUGUUCCAAGAAGACUUUCUUUGUCAAGAGGACAUCAACAGAAAGGUCAUGUGGUGGUUCAGGCUAGGACAAGAGUGCCCAGAGUUUUUUUCCCCAGAACGGGUCUAGAUGGUCUGACCAAUAGGGACAUUAUCCAGAGGUUCAGACUAAACAGAGAGGCCAUACUGUCUGUUUACCAGCAGGUCAGUGGCUUUUUGGAGCCACUUACUGCAAGGAGUCAUUCCAUCCCUGGUAUGGUUAAGCUGUUAGCUAUUUUAAAUUUCUUGGCUACAGGUUGCUUCCAAUCAGUUGUUGGUAUUAGCCAACCCUCCUUUUCUCGCCACCUUCGUGUGGUGUUGAAUGCCCUUUUGUCCCUUCUACCGAAUUAUGUCUGUCUUCCAGAAACAAAUGCUGAGUGGCACAAGGUCAAAGAGGGAUUCCAUAAAAUAGCAAAAAUGCCAAAUGUUUUAGGAGCUAUUGACUGCAUCCAUGUGGCCUUGAGACCCCCUCUUCUUCAGCAGGAACAGUACAGGAAUAGCAAACAGUUCCACUCACUGAAUGUACAGGUUGUCUGUGAUGCAGAUCUUCGUGUCCUCAGUGUCCGGUCUGGUUUUCCAGGAUCAUGUGACAAAUCCUAUAUCUUACUCCAGUCAGCCCUCUUUGAAAAAUUUGAGCAAGGACUCAUGCCAGAUGGAUGGCUCUUGGGUGAUGCAGAAUAUGAGCGCAGGCCUUGGCUGUUAUCACCUUUGCUGAAUCCAAGCACUCCUACUCAGCAUGAGUUCAACAGUACCCAUGAGAAUACUCACAGUGCCAUAAAAAGAACUUUUGAUGCACUCAAACGUAGGUUCCAGUGUUUGGACCGUUCUGUUGGAGUACUGCAAUAUUCUCCUAGAACAGUAUCAGAUAUUUUUUUAGUAUGCUGCAUAUUGCACAACUUGGCUCUACAGUAUAAUGUACCGGUCUCAGAUAAUGAUGUAGAACUUCAGGAGCAGGCAGAGGAGAUGGUGCCUAUGGAUACUUCUGAGGGUGAAUUGGAGGGAAAGUCCGAUAUAAUCACAACACACUUGCAAUGCUCUCCAUUUGAGCCAGCGCAGGAACCUGCUACAGUGAGUGAUGCACAGGGUGUAGAUUAUUGCUCAUCUGCGUCAUUAUUGAAUGAUUCGGAGCAUAACUCUUCGGACACUGAGCAAGAGUAUACAGUUACAACCUCUGAAACAACUCAUGCACAAGGUAAUGCUCACAAGGUGAUCAGAACACAGGGAAUCUCAUUGCUCCCUAUUUGGACGACAUCUUGAUCCAAGCCCUGUCCUUUUCUCUAGUAUCCUCUAAUACCCAGAAGGUAAUUUCUUUCAGGAUCAUGGAUGGAACAUCAAUGUUCCAGAGAGUUCUUUAUCCCCAGCUACAAGGGUAGCUUUCCUAGGAGUGAUAAUAGACUCUGUUUCUCAUGAAGACUCACAAAGACAAACUACAAAAGGCCUGUUGUUCUCUACAGGUGGCUCAUUCCCCAUCUGUAGCACAGUGCAUGGAAGUCUUAUAGUAGCGGCGUCAGAUGCAGUACCUUUUAGUUCCUUUUCAUCUUCGUCUCCUUCAGUUGUCCAUGCUUCAUCAGUGGUCAAAUGAUUGCUUUAAUCUGCAGCAGCAAAUAGAGCUCAGUUCAUCAGUCAAACAAUCUCCCUCGUGGUUGAGGGACCGUCAUUUUUUAACUCUUGGAGCCUCAUUUCUUUGGCCUACCUGGACUGUGGUCACUACAGACGCAAGUCUGAUAGAUUGGGAUGCUGUUUUAGAGUUCCAGAGGAUGCAAGGAGUGUGGUCUCCUCAGGAGGCAAGGUUACCUAUCAACAUUCUAGAAAUUUGUGCAAUUUUUUGGGGCUCUUUAUUCUUGGCCCCUUCUCAGACAGGAAAAAAAUAAAUUGU